Molecule: messenger RNA, 2514 nt
Organism: Talpa occidentalis (Iberian mole)
Lineage: Eukaryota; Metazoa; Chordata; Mammalia; Eulipotyphla; Talpidae
Gene: MPP1
Product: MAGUK p55 scaffold protein 1
Cellular component (GO): plasma membrane; cell-cell junction
Molecular function (GO): signaling receptor binding
Source: RefSeq, a predicted model, not a curated record
AGGCCCUCGCUGCCCGGCCCGGCUCCCGAGCUCGAGAUGACGCUGAAGGCGAGCGAGGGCGAGGGCGGGGGCAGCAUGCGCACGGCGCUCUCCGACCUCUACCUGGAGCACUUGCUGCAGAAGCGCAGCCGGCCCGAGACCGGGUCGCACCCGCUGAACGCCGUGGCUGAGGACAUGCACACCAAUGGGUCUGCGGCCCCCCGCAGCCCCACCCAGGGCCAGGAGGUGCGGAAGGUGCGCCUCAUACAGUUCGAGAAGGUCACGGAGGAGCCCAUGGGCAUCACGCUGAAGCUGAACGAGAAGCAGAGCUGCACAGUGGCCAGGGUCCUGCACGGCGGCGUGAUCCACAGACAAGGCUCCCUGCACGUAGGGGACGAGAUCCUGGAAAUCAACGGCACAAACGUGACCAAUCACUCGGUGGACCAGCUGCAAAAGGCCAUGAAAGAGACCAAAGGAAUGAUCUCGUUGAAAGUAAUCCCCAACCAGCAAAACCGGCUUCCCGCGCUACAGAUGUUCAUGAGGGCGCAGUUUGACUACGACCCCAAGAAGGACAACCUGAUCCCUUGUAAGGAGGCGGGACUGAAGUUUGUCACCGGGGACGUCAUCCAGAUCAUCAACAAGGACGACAGCAACUGGUGGCAGGGCCGGGUGGAAGGCUCCCUGCAGGAGUCGGCUGGCCUGAUCCCUUCUCCCGAGCUGCAGGAAUGGCGAGUGGCGAGCAUGGCCCAGUCCGCCCCGAGGGAAGCGCCGAGCUGCAGCCCGUUCGGGAAGAAGAAGAAGUGCAAGGACAAGUACCUGGCCAAGCACAGCGCCAUUUUCGACCAGCUGGACGUGGUCUCCUAUGAGGAAGUGGUCCGGCUGCCCGCGUUCCGGAGGAAGACCCUGGUGCUCAUAGGUGCCAGCGGCGUGGGCCGCAGCCACAUCAAGAAUGCACUGCUGAGCCAGAACCCGGAGAAGUUCGUGUACCCGGCGCCCUACACCACGCGGCCGCCAAGAAACGAGGAGGACGGGAAGGAGUACCACUUCAUCUCCACCGAGGAGAUGACGAAGGGCAUCUCUGCCAACGAGUUCUUGGAGUUUGGCAGCUACCAGGGCAACAUGUUUGGCACCAAAUUCGAAACAGUGCGCCAGAUCCACGCGCAGGACAAGAUCGCCGUCCUUGACAUUGAACCCCAGACCCUGAAGAUUGUCCGCACGGCCGAGCUCUCACCGUUCAUCGUGUUCAUCGCUCCCACGGACCAGGGCGCGCAGACUGAGGCCCUGCAGCGGCUGCAGAAGGACUCCGAGGCCAUCCGCAGCCAGUACGCGCACUACUUUGACCUCUCGCUGCUCAACAAUGGCGUCGAUGAGACCCUUAAGAAGCUGCAGGAGGCCUUUGAGCAAGCGUGCGGCGCCCCGCAGUGGGUGCCUGUCUCCUGGGUGUACUAGGCUGCUCUCCGGCCGGGAACUGUACUCCCCGGGCUUUAAGACACACAGGGUCGCUCCAGCUUUUUCCUCAGCUUCCAGCUCUCUUCAAGUCUCCUACCUGGGCCCAGGGUGUCUCUCUUGAUUACGCUGACUGUCCUGCUAAUCAAACUCGGGGCUCCCUGUGCCCCAAAAGCCUGCGCUCCUUCACCUUUCAUUACACUGGCUGUUUCCUUUGUCUUUCCUUUGGAGAAAGCAUUUUUAACUGCAGCUGCUGUGCGCUAGGAUGAUGCCUGUUCUAAGCAAUAAAACAUUGGUGUGAAAAUGCCAGUGGCCUCGGAGCUCUGCAAAGGGACACAGUGCCUGCUUUGAGCACCCAGGGGACGAGCAUGGGUGUCCCAUCUCCCUGUUCAGCAGCAGGCCUCAGCCUAGCGGGCGGAAUGACCCCACCUCCCCCGGGGCGGUCUGCAUUAGGAGACCCACCUGCGUGCAUAAGUCAUGUGAGAACAAGCAGGCCGCUCUGCAGCCGGGCUCCCCCUGCAGGGGGCUCCGUGAAGGCCACAUGCACAGCCUCUUCCCUCCCCCCCACCCCAGCUUCCUCCACUGGUGGCCCAGGUGACACUGUCCUUCAGUCCUUUCUAGCCUCAGCCCAAGACAUUUGCCUUCAGAACCCGCUCUGUACUCGAGGCAUGAGGUUGUCCUGUCCUGUGCCAAAACCCACUGAAGGCAUUCAUUGAGUUCCCUGUAUCAGCGAUCCAGGACCCCGGCCUCAGGGCUGCGGCCCAAGACCCCACCCCCUGCCAUCAAGGGUUCAUUUUCCUCUUGUACCCAACUACACGGUUCUGGCGUUUACUCCACGCCGGCCUUCUGGUCGUUGAAUGUCCCACCUGCCCAGUAGGUGAGUGGUCUCGCCCACCUGUGCCCUUCAUCUAGUGUGCUGCGGGGAAUGGGGGAAUGCUGUGUCAUGACAUCGAAAUCAAAUUUCAGAUAAGCCAUACAGGUCCUGAGGUUUAUCAUCAAGAUACUGUGUUCUAGCUCAAGGACUGCCAAGCCACAGGAACGCUUAAGAAACUUAAGUCAACUUUAAUAAGUAAAAAUUACAAGUCUUCU